This is a messenger RNA of Diceros bicornis minor, 4389 nucleotides long. It is a transcript of the gene CARD10, whose product is annotated as caspase recruitment domain family member 10. The transcript has 22 exons. Gene Ontology annotation, biological process: regulation of apoptotic process. The record is from RefSeq and is a predicted model, not a curated record. NCBI's taxonomy places the organism in Eukaryota, Metazoa, Chordata, Mammalia, Perissodactyla, Rhinocerotidae. The coding region runs from base 287 to 3373 and encodes 1028 amino acids.
CCAGGGCCCCUGGUGGAGUCUGGACCCUCUCUCCUGGCUGCCGUCCCUGCCUUCCUGGUGUGGCUGUAGAGAUAAGAUGAAUGUAGCAGAACCCACAAGAGGACAAUAAUGGAGACAGUGUGGAAGGAGUUUGGGGAGUUCACAACUCUUUCCUGCGCCUGCUCUGCCCCCCUCCGAUCCUUGCUCUCAGCAGGCACCGCUGGCAGUUUCUAAUGCAUGGAGAGAUGGUAUCACCCAUACCAGCAGAUGCGGGUAUAGACUUUAUCAUGACCCCGAGGACGCGGCCAUGCCGGGCGGGGCCGAAGCGGAGGAGGCCGAGGAGGAGGCCGGGGCCGGCUCGGGGUCCGAGGCGGAGGAGGACGCGCUGUGGGAGCGCAUCGAGGGCGUCCGGCACCGGCUGACGCGCGCGCUCAACCCGGCCAAGCUCACGCCGUACCUGCGCCAGUGCCGGGUCAUCGACGAGCAGGACGAGGAGGAGGUGCUCAGCACCUACCGCUUCCCGUGCCGCGUCAACCGCACCGGACGUCUGAUGGACAUCUUGCGCUGCCGUGGCAAGAGGGGCUACGAGGCCUUCCUGGAAGCCCUAGAAUUCUACUACCCUGAGCACUUCACACUGCUCACGGGCCAGGAGCCUGCCCAGCGCUGCUCCAUGAUCCUUGACGAGGAGGGGCCCGAGGGCCUGACUCAGUUCCUGAUGACGGAGGUGCGGCGGCUGCGCGAGGCUCGCAAGAGCCAGCUGCAGCGGGAGCAGCAGCUGCAGGCUCGGGGCCGGGCGCUGGAGGAGGAGCGGGCGGGCCUGGAGCAGCGGCUGCGGGAGCAACAGCAGGCGCAGGAGCGCUGCCAGCGGCUGCGGGAGGACUGGGAGGCGGGCAGCCUGGAGCUGCUGCGGCUCAAGGACGAGAACUACAUGAUCGCCAUGCGCCUGGCCCAGCUCAGCGAGGAGAAGAACUCGGCUGUGCUGCGCAGCCGUGACUUGCAGCUGGCGGUGGACCAGCUGAAGCUCAAGGUGAGCCGGCUGGAGGAAGAGUGCACGCUGCUGCGAAGGGCCCGGGGGCCGCUCCCCGGGGCGGAGGAGAAGGAGAAGGAGAAGGAGCUGGACAACGCCGACCUCGUCUCGGAGCUGCGCGCCGAGAACCAGCGGCUGACAGCGUCGCUGCAGGAGCUGCAGGAGGGCCUGCAGCAGGAGGCCAGCCGGCCGGGGGCCCCAGGCUCGGAGCGCAUCCUCUUGGACAUCCUGGAGCACGACUGGCGGGAGGCUCAGGACAGCAGGCAGGAGCUAUGCCAGAAGCUGCACGCCGUGCAGGGGGAGCUGCAGUGGGCCGAGGAGCUGCGGGACAAGUACCUGCAGGAGAUGGAGGACCUGCGGCUGAAGCACCGCACGCUGCAGAAGGACUGCGACCUGUAUAAGCACCGCAUGGCCACCGUCCUGGCCCAGCUGGAGGAGAUCGAGAAGGAGCGGGACCAGGCCAUCCAGAGCCGCGACCGCAUCCAGCUGCAGUACUCGCAGAGCCUCAUCGAGAAGGACCAGUACCGCAAGCAGGUGCGGGGCCUGGAGGCCGAGCGUGACGAGCUGCUGAGCACGCUCACCGGCCUGGAGGGUGCCAAGGCCCUGCUGGAGGCUCAGCUGCAGCGGGUCCAGGGCGGCCCCUGCCUCAAGGCCUGCGCCUCCUCCCAUUCCCUGUGCUCCAACCUGAGCAGCACCUGGAGCCUGAGCGAGUUCCCCUCCCCGCUGGGGGGCCCGGAAGCAGCCGGGGAGGCAGCUGUCACGGGAGGAUCUGAGCCCCUCACCUCGGAGGAGGCCACAGACAGCGAGAAGGAGAUCAACCGGCUCUCCAUCCUGCCCUUCCCCCCCAGCGCAGGCUCCAUCCUCCGCCGGCAGCGCGAGGAGGACCCCGCGCCCCCGAAGAGGUCCUUCAGCAGCAUGUCGGACAUCACAGGGAGCGUGACGCUUAAGCCCUGGUCCCCCGGCCUCUCCUCGUCCUCGUCCUCCGACAGCGUGUGGCCUUUGGGAAAGCCGGACUGCCUCCUGGCCAGAGGCUGUGGCCUGGAUCUCCUCAACAGGUCUCUGGCCAUCCGGGUGUCUGGCCGGAGCCCCCCGGGGGGGCCGGAGCCCCAGGACAAGGGCCCAGAUGGCUCGUCGUUCCUUGGGGACAGCUGGUCCGGGGCCGUGGUGCGGAGGGUGCUCUCUGGGCCCGGGUCGGCCAGGGCGGAACCAAGAGAGCCAAGGGCCGAGGCUGCUGGCCUGGAGGGGGCGGGCUUGGAGGGAGAGGCCCUGCAGAGAACCUUGCCCUGGAACCAGGUGUCCACGCUCCCCUUCCUGAUGGACGACAAGGCCUGCCAGUCCUUCCAUGAGGCCCUGGACGCCUGGGUGAAGGGGCUGUGUGCUGAGCCUUUCUACAUUCGAGCCAACCUCACCCUGCCCGAGCGGGCCGACCCCCAUGCCUUAUGUGUGAAAGCCCAGGAGAUCCUGCGGCUGGUGGACCCAGCGUACAAGCGGCGGCGGGAGUGGUUCUGCACCCGGGUCGACCCCCUCACGCUGCGGGACCUGGACCGGGGCACUGUGCCCAAUUACCAGAGAGCCCAGCAGCUCCUAGAAGUUCAGGAGAAAUGCCUGCCCUCCAGCCGGCACCGAGGGCCCCGCAGUAACCUGAAGAAGCGAGCCCUGGACCAGCUGCGGCUGGUGAAGCCCAAGCACCUGGGGAGCCCUGCGGGGGAGCCCCCAGAGCAGCUGCUGCUGGAGCCCUGCUCAGAGCCAGAGCGCAGCCUCAAACCCUACAGCCUGGUGCGGCCGCUGCUGGUGUCCGCCCUGCGGCCCGUGGUGCUCCUGCCCGAGUGCCUGGCGCCCCGCCUCAUCCGCAACCUGCUGGACCUGCCCAGCUCCCGGCUGGACUUCCAAGUGUGCCCAGCGGAAAGCCUCUCUGGGGAGGAACAGUGCACGUCCUCAGCGCCCGGAGCCCCCAAGGCCUGGCCCGCCACCCCCGGGCUGGGCAGCCGGAUCCGCGCCAUCCAGGAGUCUGUCGGGAAGAAGAAGCACUGCCUGUUGGAGCUAGGCGUGCGGGGCGUGCGGGAGCUGGUCCAGAACGACAUCUACCCCAUCGUCAUCCAUGUGGAGGUGACCGAGAAGAAUGUCCGGGAAGUCAGGGGUCUGCUGGGCCGGCCGGGCUGGCGGGACUCGGAGCUGCUGCGGCAGUGCCGGGGCUCGGAGCAGGUGCUCUGGGGGUUGCCCUGCUCCUGGGUGCAAGUGCCCGCGCACGCGUGGGGCCACGCAGAGGAGCUGGCCAAGGUGGUGCGCGGCCGCAUCCUGCAGGAGCAGGCCCGCCUCGUGUGGGUGGAGCGCGGCAGCAGCAGAGGCAGUGGCAGCAGCGAGGCCUGAGGGCCCCUCCUAGGCCCUCCUCAUGCGCUUCAGAAGCUGCCAGCGGGACCCUGGUGUCUUCAGUGGAGCCGGCUCCUCCCCAUCCUGAGCCUUCCUGGACCCUUGGACUCUCUGAUGGGGGGCCCUCGGCUCUGGGCUCUCUCCCCGGAGUGAGCCUGUGAGGGCCCUUGGCGCAGAGCUCCCACCGCCCCGUCCUUGCUGCUCUGGGUCUUCCCGUGUGCCGCUGUGUCUCCGUGUCCCCUCUCAUGGGUCUCAUGCACGUGUCUGCGUCCUCUCCCUCAUUGCUCACCCGGAGCAUCUGAGUUCUCAUUCCCAUGCACAGGUUUGCACACCCAAGUUCUCACGGGUCAGGCUCACGUCUGUCCCCACCCCCCGGCACGCGAGUCUCCCAGGUUCUCAGCCCGCUCUGCUCGUAGGAGCCCCGAGCCCAUCACACGUGACUCCUGCCGUCCAGCUCACUUUCUUGUGUAUACCUCCACAUGUGGGCCUCGUGGCUUCCCUGGUCUGCUGUCCCCUGUGCCCUCUGUGUCUUUUUUUUUUUGUGAGGAAGAUCAGCCCUGAGCUAACAUCGGUCAAUCCUCCUCUUUUUGCUGAGGAAGACUGGCCCUGGGCUAACAUCCGUGCCCAUCUUCCUCCACUUUAUAUGGGACGCCGCCACAGCAUGGCCUGACAAGCGGUGCGUGGGUGCACGCCUGGGAUCCGAACCCCGGCCACCAGCAGCGGAGCGCGUGCACUUAACCACUAAACCAUGGGGCCGGCCCCUGUCCUUUGUGUCUUAGUCACACGUGUCCAUGGUUCUCUCCUGUCAAUGUCAUGCCCCACCCCGUGUGUUCCCGGUGAGCACACCCAGGACCAUGUUCUCACAGCACCCGCUCCCUGCCCUGCCCGCCUCUCGGAGGGACCGGCGGGGAGGGGCUGGCUGCUCUGUCACCAGAAUGUACGGCUCGUGGAUUCUUAAUGGGCCUUUUUCACUCAGAAGCUGCACAUUGUGGAACAUUAAACGGUUUGUCAUAGAA